Messenger RNA from Impatiens glandulifera, 1794 nucleotides. Its product is annotated as protein FAR1-RELATED SEQUENCE 5-like. The transcript has 2 exons. Gene Ontology annotation, molecular function: zinc ion binding. The record is from RefSeq and is a predicted model, not a curated record. Lineage: Eukaryota; Viridiplantae; Streptophyta; Magnoliopsida; Ericales; Balsaminaceae. Gene Ontology annotation, biological process: regulation of DNA-templated transcription. Bases 1 to 1794 code for a protein of 597 amino acids.
AUGGAUCCUCUAAUUCAAUCUGCUCCAGUCAUUGAAAUACCGACUGUUGGGAUGAUAUUUCCAUCUAAAACGGAUAUUCGUUUGUAUUACAAGGCCUAUUCCCUUGGUACUGGUUUCGGUAUAAGUAAGCUCGGAACAAAAAAUGGACCGGAUGGCAAACAAAAGUGGUUCUCGCUAGCUUGUGCAAAAAAUGGUGUUUUUACAUCAAGGGGAAAAAAUAUUUUACAUCCCAGACCCUCUAUCAAGACGAAUUGUAAAGCAAGGAUUAAUGUUGCUGUUAGAAACGAUGGGGAAGUCGAGAUCACCAGCGUCUGCCUGGAGCACAACCAUGCCAUGAGCCCGGGGAAAUCAAGACAUCUUAGAUCCCACAAGGUUCUUGAUCUGGAGGUAAAGAGAAGAUUGGAAUUAAAUGAUGAAGCAGGAAUUACACUCGCAAAAAGUUUCCAAUCUUUUGUAGUUGAAGCCGGUGGUUAUGAUAAUCUGAAAUUUGACGAGAGAUCUUGCAGAAACUUUAUUUCAGAAUCUCGGAAGUUGAGGUUAGGAAAUGGUGAUGCGGAAGCACUUUCUCAAUACUUCACUCUAAUGCAAAGCAAAUCCCCAAAUUUCUAUUAUGUAUAUGAUCUAGACGAAGAUUCUCGGAUAAGGAAUGUAUUUUGGGCUGAUGGAAGAUGCAGGGCUGCUUAUCAAUGCUUCUCCGAUGUCAUCACCUUCGACACAACUUAUCUGACAAAUCGCUACGACAUGCCUUUUGCUCCAUUUGUAGGGGUGAAUCAUCACGGACAAUCCAUUCUACUAGGGUGUGGCCUACUAUCCAACGAGGAUUCUUCCUCAUUCAUUUGGCUUUUUAAUGCAUGGUUGACAUGCAUGCAUGGAUGUGCUCCGAAGGCAAUAAUAACUGACCAAUGUCGAUCAAUGGCCAUUGCUAUUGAGAGGGUGUUUCCAAACACCAAGCAUAGAUUAUGCCUUUGGCAUAUCAUGAAGAAACUCCCAGCUAAAUUUGGUGCUCACACUCAAUACAAAUCUCUAAAACAAACGAUGAAGAAUAUUGUCUAUAACUCAAUCACAAUUGAGCAGUGCGAUUAUGAAUGGAUGAGAAUGGUAGACGAUUUUCAAUUAGAAGAUAGCGAUUGGUUAAACUCUUUGUACAAAGAACGAAGUAAGUGGAUACCUGUCUACGUAAAACACCACUUUUGGGCAGGCAUGUCAACCUCACAAAGAAGUGAAAGCAUGAAUGCUUUUUUUGACGACUUUGUUCAUUCAAAAACCUCCCUCAAACAGUUUGUUGAGAAAUAUGACAAGGCGUUGAAGAGAAACAUCGAGAAAGAAAUGAAACUGGAUUUUCAGUCAUAUAAUUCAAGCUUGUCAGUUGUUUGUGGUUAUCCCUUGGAACGACAAUUUAAUAGUUUGUACACUAACGACAUUUUGAGGAUAUUCCAUAACGAAGUGGCCGGGAUGUUGUAUUGCGAAAUCCAAAAUAUUCAACAGGAAGGUCCAACUCAUGUUUUUGAUGUAUUAGAGAACAUUCUGGGAAGUGCAGGAGAAACCUUGAGGGACGUUUGGUUGAAAGUACACUACACCGCGAUGGGGAAUUUUGUACAAUGUCAAUGUAAGAUGUUUGAGUUUAGGGGAAUUUUGUGCAGACAUAUUCUUAUGGUGUAUAGAAGAAUGAAAGUGGAUCAAGUGCCUGAGAGAUAUGUCUUGGACCGUUGGCGCAAAGAUUUGAAACGAGGUUAUCAAAGCAUCACCAAUAUUUAUGAUUCUGAUGUGUCUGAAAGUCAAAGAAAAAGCAACUAG